UGCCCUCAUCUCCCAACACGGCCCUAUCAGCAGACGGAGACAUCGUGUCCCCUUUCUGAGUAUUCAGAAAAAUACCCCCUUUACUCCAGCUUUCAACCCAGGGAAUCAUGUAAACCCAAAGCAGAAUAUAUUAAGCAGCCAGUGCCCAUGGAAGGCACUUCAACUGCCAGGAGAGAUUACAUUCCUCAUGAAGUGACGCCUAUAAAGCUGAGACCUCCGGACCAAUAUGUUAGGAGUAAUGAAAAUAUGGACACGUUGUCCACAUACAAGCAAGACUACAAUGCUUACCCCAUCAACCGUGUGGCUCCUUGUUUGCCUCAGUCACAAAACUAUGCCUCUGAUGAGAAGAUGACCACAAUACCUACGUACAAAGGUGAUUAUGUGGCAUGGAAUCAGCCCAAAAGGGACAUGAUUAAACCGGACACCUCUUACCACCCACCAGAUGCAAAGUUUGAUCACCGAACCACCGUCCAGGAUGCUUAUCCCUACCAGGGCCCAGUUGUUACCAAGAGCUGCAAGCCUUUUCAGGCACCGCACAUCUCCAAAAUUCCCUUGGAAGAUAUGACUAAUUAUAAGUUGAAUUAUGUGCACCAUCCUUUGGCAAAACGCUAUGUCCAUGAAUAUCAACCAUUCAAGCCCAGUGAUGUCCCGUUCGAUGGUCUCACCACACACAAUCUGUCUUACAAAGGGCUGAUGGGAGAGCCUGCUAAGUCUUUGAAGCCACCUCAUAAAUUGCCAGAGCACAGUUGCUUUGUUGGUACUACUGAAUUUCAGGAAAAGUUCCAACCUUGGCCAGUACCUCCCAUCUUUAGUAGAAAACGCGAUGUCUAUGUACCACCCAAGAAUAAGAUGGACCUCCAGACAUCUACACAGAUUCAUUACGGAAAUCCUCAUGGCCGGCCAGCAACAUCCUGUAAACCUUUGGCCCGUGUUCAACAAAGCACAGAUCCUUUUGAUCACAGAUCCACUAUGAAAGAUGAUUACCAGCCUUGGCAGUAUGCAAAACCAGAUGCUGUUUUUCCUAGAUCAUCUAUCACAUUGCCAGUUGAACCCAUGGACACGUUGACCACUUUUCAGACUCAUUAUGUGCCUCACCCACUUUCAGUCACGAAGAGCUUCAGGCCCCGUUUACCUGGCCCUAAGGCGCAUAUACCGUUUGCUCAGAAAACCACCUAUGCCAUAAGCUACACCCCAAAGAAAGCUGUCAUGUGCCCUGCUGCUUUCAAAGAGCCACCUGGUUAUGUAUUUGACAAGGUUGAUGAAGGAGGCCACAGAAGGUUCCGUCCUGCUUCCGUGGCCCGAUCUCAAUGCCCCUCAAAUUCAAAGAUGGCAGAUCAUAGAGGCAGCCUAUCUAAUGGUGGAAUAAAACAAGCAGGCUCCAAACAGCUAGCAUUAGGAGUCUGA
This is a messenger RNA of Eublepharis macularius, 1404 nucleotides long. RefSeq names its product stabilizer of axonemal microtubules 1 (gene SAXO1). NCBI's taxonomy places the organism in Eukaryota, Metazoa, Chordata, Lepidosauria, Squamata, Eublepharidae. Gene Ontology annotation, cellular component: cytoskeleton; sperm flagellum; centriole. The record is from RefSeq and is a predicted model, not a curated record. The transcript has 3 exons. Gene Ontology annotation, molecular function: microtubule binding. Bases 148 to 1404 code for a protein of 418 amino acids. Gene Ontology annotation, biological process: microtubule anchoring.